Messenger RNA from Brachypodium distachyon (stiff brome), 1737 nucleotides. RefSeq names its product UDP-glycosyltransferase 82A1. The record is from RefSeq and is a predicted model, not a curated record. The coding region runs from base 47 to 1567 and encodes 506 amino acids. Gene Ontology annotation, molecular function: UDP-glycosyltransferase activity. The transcript is spliced from 2 exons. Lineage: Eukaryota; Viridiplantae; Streptophyta; Magnoliopsida; Poales; Poaceae.
UCGAAGCGGCCGACGCGCACAUCGUUGGAUCAGUUGGCCGGUCGCCAUGGGAGCGGAGCCGGCUGGUCUCGUCGGCCUCGCCGCCGUCCUCGUGCCGUUCCCGGCGCAGGGCCAUGUCACCCCGAUGCUGCAGCUUGCGCGCGCCCUCUCCGCGCGCGGCGUCGCGGCCACCGUCGCCGUGCCCGACUUCGUCCACCGCCGCAUGGGAGGCCAGCAAGCCUGCAACGCCGAUGCCGAUGCCGGCACCGGCGUGGCGCUCGUGUCCAUCCCUAGCGGCGUCGUCCCCGCGGACGACGAUGCCCCAUCUUUCGCCAGCAUCGUGCGCGCCAUGGAGCACCACAUGCCGGCGCACCUGGAACAGAUGCUGCUAACGCGGGCACGCGCCGGGCGGGCCGCCGGCCUUGUCGUCGUCAUCGACGUCCUUGCGUCGUGGGCAAUCCCCGUGGCCACCCGGUGCGGCGUGCCGGCUGUGGGGUUCUGGCCCGCGAUGCUGGCGACCUUCCGCGUCGUGUCGGCCAUCCCGGAGCUUCUUAGCAAGGGGCUCAUCUCAGAUUCCGGCAUUCCCAUUCUGACGGAAAAAUUCAAAGAAGAUGAAGCAAACGCAGACCUCCAGAUCGCAAACAACCUUCAGAUAUUACCUGAAGCCCUACAGCUGGGCACCAAAGAGAUGCUACCAUGGCUCGUCGGCUGCGCAGCAACGCAGGAAGCAAGAUUCGCCUUCUGGCUGCAGAUCUUACAGCGGGCAAAGAGCCUCCGCUGCAUCCUCGUCAACUCCUUCCACGGCGAAGCCCCCGGGCUGCAGGACUCCAAGCCUCACCACGCAUCACAAGGCAUGCAAAUUCUCCAGAUCGGCCCGCUGCUAAGCGAUGGACUCGACAGUCUGAAAGGCCACCCGCAGAAGUUGCCUGCAACGAAGAACCCUAGCAUGUGGCAGGCAGACGGGUCCUGCAUGGACUGGCUUGACCAGCAACGUCCAGGGUCGGUGAUCUACGUCUCGUUCGGGACCUGGGUGGCGCCGAUCGGGAGAGACGAGAUCAACGAGCUGGCCCUGGGCCUGCAGGCCACGGGCCGGCCGUUCCUUUGGGUUCUGAAGAACGACCCGUCGUGGCGAGCGGGCCUUCCAGCGGGGUACCUCGAGACGGUCGUGGGCCGUGGCAAGAUCGUGGCCUGGGCGCCCCAGGGAGGCGUCCUUGGGCACGAGGCCGUCGGGUGCUACCUCACGCACUGCGGCUGGAACUCCACGCUCGAGGCGAUUCAGAACGGGGUCCGCCUCCUCUGCUACCCUGUGUCCGGCGACCAGUUCAUCAACUCCGCCUUCGUUGUUAAGAUGUGGGAGAUAGGGAUCAGGCUCCCUAGCAAUGGACAGGGUGAUGUGAGGGACUGUAUCGAGAGGAUCAUGGAAGGAGAAGAUGGGAAGCGGUUGCGGGGGAAGGUGAAUGGGCUGAGGGAGAGGGUUAUGGUGGGUGAGGCAAGAUCUGUGGCGAAGAGGAACCUCGACGCAUUUGUCCGUGGAAUUAAGCGAGAUGGCGUUAGCGCAUCUAGAGACCUAGGUCUAUGGUAUCCUUAACAUGAUUUCUCGGAGGAACAAAGGUUUCAUAGAUCUAGAUGAAAUUUAUCUAAAAAUGUACGUAUUGUCGCCACCUGAUUUCUAUAGGAGGAAUCACCAUAACAUUGUUUGGUGUAAGGGCAAUCUUUGUGAGUUAAUUUCAAGGAAAUAAUUUUUGGUUGUGUGUUGCA